This is a messenger RNA of Penicillium nucicola, 261 nucleotides long. RefSeq lists its product as uncharacterized. Bases 1 to 261 code for a protein of 86 amino acids. The transcript has a single exon. The record is from RefSeq and is a predicted model, not a curated record. NCBI's taxonomy places the organism in Eukaryota, Fungi, Ascomycota, Eurotiomycetes, Eurotiales, Aspergillaceae.
AUGUCAUCACACGGGAGUGGUGGCGCAGCCUUCGAUUCGGGUAAUGAUGCUGGCAAGACUCAAGCACCAGCACCAGCACCAGUCACCAGCACACCGCUCAAUAGCACAGCAUUGUGGACCAAGAUGUCCAUUGGGAAGAUCCUGAACUGUGUUAGUGAGGCUGAUCUCCUGCCUGUUCCGGUGUCCUGGCAAGGAUGGAGCAGCUUAGUCUCCAGCCAUGACAUGCAUGGGGCUCAGAACUCCAAGACCACUGGUGGAUAG